Messenger RNA from Homarus americanus (American lobster), 1298 nucleotides. Its product is annotated as phosphatidylinositol 3-kinase regulatory subunit alpha-like. The transcript has 6 exons. Bases 750 to 1298 code for a protein of 182 amino acids. The record is from RefSeq and is a predicted model, not a curated record. Gene Ontology annotation, molecular function: protein binding. Lineage: Eukaryota; Metazoa; Arthropoda; Malacostraca; Decapoda; Nephropidae.
AGACAGCCGAGCGCGGCGCUGUUAUCAGUUGUGUCUGGUUGAUUAUUUUGGUUCUUGGGGUUUUGACACACUCAAGAUAUGACAGAAGAAGAUGAAAUCACACUUCUUUAGGAAGUUUGGCAAAAUUUGAAACUUAAUGCAGCAGUGAACAGAUUGGACAGUUUUAGUGGAGUGUGAUUCAAUGGAAACUUUUUAAGUGAACACUACUGAAGUGACUUAAAAGUUUGUAUAUACUGUAUACAAUACAGUAGACAUAAAUAUACUGGUACUGUAACUGUAUGCAGUAUAUAUAGUAGUAUACAAUAUUGUAGCUACUGUACUGAAUAUUAUGCAGUAGUGUACAGUAAUGUGUUUAAACAUCAUUGUGAAGAUCAUAUCAGCAGUAUAAUGCUUGGAAAUUGCUGAACAUUUAUAUCAGUUACAGAAAUGUAAUAUUUAGUAUACAGGUAUUGUGUGAGUGUUUGUUGUCUCCAGAUUGAUAUGCAAAACAUUGCCAACCCAUUUCAUAGUUUAUGUACAUGUGCUGUUUAUUAUGCAUCAGAAAUAUCAAGAGUAACAUUUGAAAACUAGAAUACAUGCUUGUAUUUUGAAACACUCUGAAUACCAAGUAAGACCUAGUUCAAUAAAAAUAUGUGCCUGUGACACUUAUAAGCAUUGUAUUAAACUCAGCAAAGCUUAUGUCUGAUAGCUUUCAGUGGUUUGCAUAAUACUUUACUGAAACAUAGAGAUCAAUCAGACCCACAGCAAUCAUGCAGGCAACAUCAGAGACUGUGUAUAUAUAUGUGGCUCGUCAGAGUUAUAGAGGGUCAGGAAAUAAUGACCCGAGUAUGGAAGUGGAUGAUAUAAUACACGUGUCGUCAGAGUUUCUACACCGACAGAAUAUCAACAAAGACAAGCCAGAUGGAUGGCUCUAUGGCGUCAAUAUGCGUACUGGCCAAGAAGGCUACUUCCCAGGAUAUUUCUUGUUGCCAAAUGGAACUCAGAUCAGAACAAUGACCCCACGCCGUCGGCCCCCACCCCUUCCUGAUGGAAAAGCACCCAUCAAUGAUAAACAAGGAUACAUGCAUCUUGGACGAGCAAGCUUGCCUGGGGAUAUUCCUCCCCCUGCUUUGUAUGGAGGACGACGUAGCGUGACUGGGCCACUGAUGCCGGUCCAACACCAGCUGGGCAACGUCUUCUUCAUCACCCCCGUCCUCUGCUUGCACUGUAAGUAUCACCAGCUGUGUCACCGAAUGCUGGCGUCUUCCCAUGCCGAAGAUACUUGGCGUAUCACUCACUUAGGCAACUUGGCUCACUGA